UGAACGAUCUAGUGCACAUUUGUCAUCUGCGUGCCGUGAACCACUCCCGUGUGCGGUGUUACCCGUGUUUUCGCGAUCCUCGUUAAAGCAAACUGAGCAACAUGGCUGUUAACGUGUACGCUACAAACAUGACAUCGGACAAUCUUAGUCGCCACGACAUGCUGGCAUGGGUGAAUGACUGUCUGCAAUCUUCGUUUACCAAGAUCGAAGAGCUCUGCACUGGAGCAGUCUAUUGUCAGUUCAUGGACAUGCUUUUCCCAGGCAGUGUACCUUUGAAAAGGGUCAAGUUCAAGACCAAUCUGGAGCAUGAGUAUAUACAGAAUUUCAAAAUUCUCCAAGGUGGCUUCAAAAAGAUGAAUGUGGAUAAGAUUGUGCCAAUUGAUAGGCUGGUGAAAGGCAGGUUCCAAGACAACUUUGAGUUUUUGCAAUGGUUCAAGAAAUUCUUUGAUGCAAACUACUCGGGAGCAGAGCCGUAUGAUGCGCUUGCUAUGCGAGGAGGAGAGCCUAUGGGUAGUGGCGGAAAUAAUGCACCUCGUGGUGGUUCUAACGCGAAACGUACUUCUCCACGUGACACAAUAAGUUCGACUAAACCGGCUCCUCGUACUACUGGUGAGGGACAUCCAUCUACCAUGCGUGCAGAUAGUACAAACUCUUUAGUAAAUAAAGUUCAACAGCCGUACCGUGCGCCUCCCAAAAACACAGUUGGCAAUCGUGGCGAUAACGGAAAAAUUGAGGAACUUAGUGCGCAGUUGGUUGAACUUAAAAUGUCAGUCGAAGGUCUGGAAAAGGAGAGAGAUUUCUAUUUUGGAAAAUUACGUGACAUAGAAGUCAUGUGCCAAGACUGUGACAACGGCGGCGAUCCUCCACCUAUUGUACAGAAAAUUUUAGAAGUCCUUUAUGCAACAGAGGAUGGUUUUGCACCACCUGAGGAAUUGGAAGGUGACGGACUUGCGCCUGACGACGAGGAGGAAUAUUAACCUUUUUUAUUUACGGAUGUAAUCGAAAUGAACAACAGCAAAUUAUCCAAGUGCGUUUCAGUUUAUCAUGUCUGUGAGCCAGUAUCAUUACCCCUUGCAUAAUUAUUACAUAAGCUAUUUUACAUGAGCAAAUUCAACCGUUUUUGCGCGGAUUGUGCAUACAUUUUGUUAAUAAAGUUCACUGAAAUCAUUAAGAUUCGCACAACAUUAGAAUAGAUUUAAGUUGAGUAGUGCACUUGAAUAACUUGUUCUUUAUUGGCCGUUACUAAAAGAGGGAAAGAAAUGGAGAAAAUUA
Messenger RNA from Acromyrmex echinatior (Panamanian leafcutter ant), 1272 nucleotides. RefSeq names its product microtubule-associated protein RP/EB family member 1 (gene Eb1). Gene Ontology annotation, molecular function: microtubule binding. Lineage: Eukaryota; Metazoa; Arthropoda; Insecta; Hymenoptera; Formicidae. The record is from RefSeq and is a predicted model, not a curated record.